AACGCGCAUGCGCAGGUCAGUGAUGGACCGGUCAGGGUCAUGGAUCUACUGUCCGGACUGUUAAACCGAGUCUGGCCGUUGACAAAUGAUAACAGGAGCAAAAAGAUGGAGGAGAAAGCGCUGGAAGUUUACGAUGUGAUUCGAACGAUUCGUGAUCCAGAGAAGCCCAACACUCUUGAGGAACUCGACGUGGUGACAGAAAAGUGUGUGGAGGUCCAGGAGCUCGGUGACGAUGAAUAUCUGAUAAUCAUCAAGUUUUCUCCGACUGUACCACAUUGCUCUCUGGCCACUCUGAUAGGUCUUUGCUUACAAGUGAAACUGCAGCGCUGCUUGCCGUUCAAACACAAGCUGGAGAUUUACAUAACGGAGGGAAUGCAUUCGACCGAGGAAGACAUAAACAAACAGAUCAAUGAUAAGGAGCGCGUGGCCGCCGCAAUGGAGAACCCCAACCUGCGUGAGAUUGUGGAAGAGUGUGUAACCGAACCAGAUGAUUGAGCAUCUCUCUCUUUAACACACACACAGAUGGCUGUGGUCAAACCACAGGAGUCCUCCUGAGAAUCACUCUAGGUCACAAUUCACCAUAAAAGUAUAAAUAAUAAGAACUGAUAUUUGGCACCAUGGUGCAAUGAAGCACAAUCACUUUUUUCGAAACUCUUACUGUAAUCUAAACACAAUCCAAUAUUUUUGUGAAUCAUGAUUUACUGGAAUGGGAAUCAUAUAAGAGAUCACAACAAGAAUUCUGAAUGAAAAUAAUAUCAACACAACUAAGCAAUAUUUGAUUCCCUGAGUUUUGGAGUGAAAUGUGACCUGGAUGUUUCUGUGAGAUUGCAAUCCUGAAUUCUCUGUAAACUCACUGUGAGAUUAUCAGACGGUCAGUUGGUCUGCUGGAGAUCCGGCUGAUGUGAUUUCACACUCAGAGGAGAUGAAGGGGUUUUCUCUCUUGAGUUCUUGUUCAGCAUCUCUUCUCGUUUUUUUCAAGAGUUUCACCGAAGAACCCAAGUGUUGUGAUUCCAAAGGGCCUGUAAAAUGCUCUCUCUCAGACGUCAAGCUUCCUGUAAAAUUGAAUGGUGAUACAUUAUGAUUGUGAAGAAUUAUGUGCGACCCCCUCCUCUAGAUUUUAAUGUUUUUUGUAUGCCUACAUACGGAUGGGUUUGUAAAUAAUUUGACUUUGUAAGUGAAAAGUAUAUAUUUGUAAAACCUGGAAUCUUACAAAUAAAAAUCUCAAAGGAGG
This is a messenger RNA of Triplophysa dalaica, 1231 nucleotides long. It is a transcript of the gene ciao2a, whose product is annotated as cytosolic iron-sulfur assembly component 2A. Bases 40 to 495 code for a protein of 151 amino acids. The record is from RefSeq and is a predicted model, not a curated record. The transcript is spliced from 5 exons. Lineage: Eukaryota; Metazoa; Chordata; Actinopteri; Cypriniformes; Nemacheilidae.